GGUAAUUGAGAAUGGGUCCUCAACGAUGCUAAGUCUACAAUGGGAAGUGUCACACUUCGCUAUUUCUGCUAUGGGUGCCUUUUCACAUCCGUGACCUGGACGCUUCUGCUCUUUGUUUAUUUCAACUUCAGUGAAGAGAACCAGUCCUUCAAGAAUGUGCCCAUCAAGGGGCUGGAACCUCAGAGGCCGUUUCCAAAAAAAUUCUACCCCCGUUUUACGCGCGGGCCUGUUCAUGAACCUGAAUUGCAACAGAAAGAGAAUAAGAUAGGAAAUGGUCUUGGAAAUCAUGUCCAGGACCCAGUUAAGGGAGAGGCAGAAUUCUCUCCCGAAAUGGGUAUGAUUUUUAAUGAAGAAGAUCAAGAAGUGAGAGACUUGGGCUAUCAGAAGCAUGCUUUCAAUAUGCUUAUCAGUAAUCGGCUGGGAUACCACAGGGAGGUGCCUGAUACAAGAGAUACAAAGUGCAGAGAGAAGUCCUACCCUUCUGAUCUGCCCUCUGCCAGUGUUGUCAUCUGUUUCUACAAUGAAGCACUUUCUGCCCUGCUUCGCACCGUACAUAGUGUCCUGGAUCGCACUCCGGCACACCUUCUUCAUGAAAUCAUUUUGGUGGAUGACAACAGUGAAUUGGCUGACUUGAAGAAAGACUUGGGUGAAUAUGUUAAAACUCAGCUUCCGAAAACGACAAAACUGGUAAGAAAUGAGAAGCGGGAAGGCUUGAUUCGAGGAAGGAUGAUUGGAGCCUCUCAUGCCACAGGAAAAGUGCUGGUAUUCCUGGACAGUCACUGUGAGGUGAACGAGAAGUGGUUACAACCUCUGCUGACUCCCAUCAGAGAAGAUCGCAGGACUGUGGUGUGCCCUGUAAUUGACAUAAUCAGUGCUGACACACUUACCUACAGCUCUUCACCAGUUGUGCGCGGAGGGUUUAACUGGGGCCUGCACUUUAAGUGGGAUCUUGUUCCUUUGUCAGAACUGGAAGGACCCGAGGGAGCCACUGCUCCAAUCAAGUCACCUACUAUGGCUGGAGGCCUGUUUGCCAUGGAUCGUGAAUACUUUAAUGAACUUGGACAAUAUGAUAGUGGCAUGGACAUCUGGGGAGGAGAAAAUCUGGAAAUAUCUUUUCGGAUCUGGAUGUGUGGUGGUAGACUUCUGAUCAUCCCCUGCUCCAGGGUAGGACACAUUUUCCGUAAAAGGCGUCCCUAUGGCUCACCAGGGGGACAGGACACUAUGGCUCAUAACUCCCUGAGGCUGGCACAUGUGUGGAUGGAUGAAUAUAAGGAGCAGUAUUUUGCUUUGAGACCUGAGCUAAGGACAAGGAACUAUGGAAAUAUUACUGACCGUGUAGAAUUGAGAAAAAGGUUGAACUGCAGGUCGUUUAAGUGGUAUUUAGAUAAUAUCUAUCCUGAGAUGCAAAUAUCUGGACCCAAUGCCAAAGCUCCACAGCCAGUUUUUAUUAAUAGAGCACAGAAACGACCGAAAAUAAUCCAGCGUGGAAGGUUGUAUCACCUUCAAACCAACAAAUGCCUGGUUGCCCAGGGCCACCCAAGUCAGAAAGGAGGCCUGGUAGUGGUUCGGGAAUGCGACUACAAUGAUCAAAACCAGGUCUGGGUUUACAAUGAAGAUCAUGAGCUGAUUUUAAAUAAUCUCCUUUGCUUGGAUGUUUCGGAAACCCGCUCAUCCGAUCCACCUCGUCUCAUGAAAUGCCACGGGUCCGGUGGCUCACAGCAGUGGACGUUCGGGAAAAACAACCGCCUCUACCAGGUCUCCGUGGGGCAGUGCAUGAAGCUGGUAGAUCCGCUUAGCCACAAAGGGUACGUGACCAUGGCCAUCUGUGAUGGGUCCCUUUCUCAGCAGUGGCAUUUUGAGAGCUGAAACAGUGAUGAUGUGGCUGAGAAGCAUUAAGCCAAGACCUGAUUCCCCUUCAGCUAUGAUUCCAAGUCAUUCUGGAGGGCUUUGUGAGGAGCCCUCAGCUGCUACA
Messenger RNA from Tauraco erythrolophus (red-crested turaco), 1972 nucleotides. It is a transcript of the gene GALNT11, whose product is annotated as polypeptide N-acetylgalactosaminyltransferase 11. Gene Ontology annotation, molecular function: Notch binding; polypeptide N-acetylgalactosaminyltransferase activity. Gene Ontology annotation, cellular component: Golgi apparatus. The record is from RefSeq and is a predicted model, not a curated record. Gene Ontology annotation, biological process: protein O-linked glycosylation; regulation of Notch signaling pathway. NCBI's taxonomy places the organism in Eukaryota, Metazoa, Chordata, Aves, Musophagiformes, Musophagidae.